AACAUUAGGGCGCGGACAAUGAUGUCUAGCGUUAACAAUGAAGAGCAAGUUUUUAAUGAAAGUGCACUUGAGAACGGUGAUUUUGUGCUGAAGCCGAAUAGAUAUGCGUUUUUCAGUGCAAAAGGCUUGUUACAGAGAUGUAAUGAGGGCGGUUUGAAUAUUUAUGACCAUUUAGUUCAAAUGCUGUGUAGCAUUUUAAAAAAGAGUGGUGAAAACCCACUUGUAGAGUUGGAGAACUUUAGUCGCAAAGUUAAAAAGUAUAAAUGUUCAGCGGACUUGCACUUAUUGAAACGUGCAAAAGAGGUUUCUGCUGAUCUUGAAUUAGCGUUACGCCGUCGGCCAUAUUUCACAGUCCCUUCCAAAGAAGUGCGAGGAUCAGAAGUUUUACCUGAUUUGUCUAAACUUUUCUUUGCUUUGGGCCAAGCAGGCAUAGGUUUGUCUUAUCAUCUCAAUAAUAAGUUUUUGAGUAAGGCUUUCCCCAUGAAGAAAUUAUUAACCUUUCAUUAUCGAUUCGAUCGUUUCUAAAGAAGAUUUCACCAACUUUUGUAAGGUUUUGGGGAAAAUAUUUAGGAACUUCCCGGAAUUAUUACGUUUUAGAGUUAGAACUGGAACCUGAUGAUAAGAAUAUUUAUUCACCUGACACUCUCCCUAACCUGAAAGACAAUGAAAGUACGGCACGAUCAGAUGUUCAACUCAGCGAAAGAUUGGCAAUUCUCGAUAUGGAUCCGCUUCCGAAAUCCGAAUGGAAACCACAACUACCAGUACCACCAGAAGAACAAGGGAAAGGCACCAAUCGAAAAACAUACUUUGUUUGUAAUGUUUUAGGUGACGAUUGGGUCAGAUUGCCCGAUGUUACGCCAGAGCAGAUUGUCACCAGCCGGAUGAUAAAAUACCUUUGUACGGGUGAUUUGGAAGCGGAAAUUAAUACAUUUCCAACUUUCCCUGGAGUCGAAAAAAAUUUUCUUCGGGCACAAAUAGCACGGAUAUCUGGAUCAACUACAAUUUCUCCAAUAAAUUAUUAUCAAUUUAACGAAGAUGAAGAAGAAGAACAAAUAGAAGAAGAUGCUUUGAGAGAAAAUUUUAUAGAAAAUCCCGAAUAUGAGCCAAUGACUAUUUAUGAUUUGACUGACCCUACUUUAACUAAUUGGGUUCAUCAUACAGCUUAUAUAUUACCACAAGGUCGAACGGUUUGGUUGAAUACAGCAAUCAAGACAAAAGACGAACUAGAGGAUGAAAUGUCUGAAGAUGAAGAAGAGGAGCCUGAUGAACCUGAACCCGAAACAGGGCCUCCAUUGUUGACCCCAUUAUCAGAAGAUGCAGAAAUUGGUAGUAUUCCACCAUGGUCAACUCGCAUUACUUCACAGUUAAUACCUCAUUACGCAUAUGCUGUACUAUCAUCUAAUAUUUGGCCUGGUGCAUAUGCAUUAGCACAAGGCAGAUUUUUUGCAAAUAUCUACAUAGGCUGGGGAUUAAAAUAUACUGGGAUGAAUUUUAAUCCUCAAAUAAUGCCAAAGCCAUUUGAAGAAUUUCCAUCAGGAUUAGAAAUCACAGAGGUUGACGAUCCGACACCUGAAGAAGAAGCAGCUUGGAGAGCUGCACAAGCUGAAGCUGCUCAACGUCAGAAUGAAGGUCAAGAAGAGGAGGAGGAGGAAGAAGAAGAAGAGGAAGAAAGUGACAGUGGUGGUGAUGAUGAUAAUGAUGAUUAGAAGAUAAAUCACUUAACAAUAAAUUCAUUAUCGCAUAAAAUUUUCAUGUAUAUUUUUUGAGGAAAGUAACUUAUACACGAACUUUUUAAUUCAAUCUAACCCAAGUAACUGAUUUGGAAAAAUCAAUUUUACUAGAUGAUUAAUUUAAUCAGUGAUAUGUAAUGGUGAAAAUAAAAUAUGAUUAGUCAUGGAGCCUGGACAAACAAACACAGCCUACUGGCUAUAAGCUUGUGAUUUCAUUUCCUCUCAUUGAUUUUUACUCCGGAUUCACUGAAGGUGUCUGCUUGUAAUUGUGGUGAAUAGAGUGUUAUUUAGU
Schistosoma haematobium is the source of this 2022-nucleotide messenger RNA. RefSeq names its product Radial spoke head protein 6 A (gene RSPH6A). The transcript has 6 exons. Gene Ontology annotation, cellular component: axoneme; radial spoke. Gene Ontology annotation, biological process: axoneme assembly; cilium movement involved in cell motility; cilium assembly. The record is from RefSeq and is a predicted model, not a curated record. Bases 720 to 1706 code for a protein of 328 amino acids. NCBI's taxonomy places the organism in Eukaryota, Metazoa, Platyhelminthes, Trematoda, Strigeidida, Schistosomatidae.